AUGCUAGCGCUCUGGUGGCUAUCCGCUGCCGUCUCGAAGCUGCCAGAGAGCCGCGUCGCCACCACAGAAGCCUGCGACUCGGCGGAGCUGCCGGCGCCGGCUGUCGUCGUCGGCGGCGCAGCCGUUGAACCGCCGAUUUCGGAGACCAUCGAACUGAGAGACGGACGGACGGUGGCGCUCCGCACGCUGCACGCCGAGCUGCAGCUGACGUAUGCGCACGGGCUGGUGGCGGCGGAGGAACUGGAGGCGCUGGUGCGUCUGGCCGAGAGCCGCGGAGGCUUCCGCCGCAGCCCGCUGCGAAGGCAGCACUCGGACGGCGUAAUAAAGGACGACAUCCGCAACUCGUCCUCGUGCCCGCUGCUGUGGCCGAUGGUCUACGCGGGUCGGGCGCACGAGGUUGCGGCGGCGGCCAACGGCGCAGCCCUGCUCGAGGAGCUCUCUCUCGCCACGCGCAUCUCCGAGCGCGUGGCGGACCUCUUCUCGCGGUCCGGCAUGCCGACCACCGCGGCGCACGUCGAGCCGCUGCAGCUGGUGCGGUACCAGGCGUCGGAGCUCUUCGGGCCGCACCACGACUACCACGAGUCGCCCUCCUCGAGCGUGCAGGGCGAGCAGCGCUCCUUCACGGUGCUGCUCUUCGGCUCGACCCUGCCGCCGGGCUCGGGCGGAGAGACCCGCUUCCCGCUCCUCGACGUGUCGGUGUCGCCGCGCACGGGCGACGCGCUCAUCUGGGCCAACCUGCUCGACGACGGCACGCCGAACGUGCGCUCGCUGCACGAGGGCCGCCCUCCCGCGAGCGGCGAGAAGCUGGCUGUCAACGUGUGGGUCGCGGACCGGCCGUUCGACAGCAGCAGCGACUUGGAGCGCGCGGUGCGCACCUGA
This is a messenger RNA of Emiliania huxleyi CCMP1516, 879 nucleotides long. RefSeq lists its product as hypothetical. Gene Ontology annotation, biological process: peptidyl-proline hydroxylation to 4-hydroxy-L-proline. The coding region runs from base 1 to 879 and encodes 292 amino acids. The transcript has a single exon. NCBI's taxonomy places the organism in Eukaryota, Haptophyta, Isochrysidales, Noelaerhabdaceae. Gene Ontology annotation, molecular function: L-ascorbic acid binding; iron ion binding; procollagen-proline 4-dioxygenase activity. Gene Ontology annotation, cellular component: endoplasmic reticulum. The record is from RefSeq and is a predicted model, not a curated record.